GUUCUUCUCUCGGCCCUUGCGCUUGCGUACUACGACUCGUCUCCGUCACCCAGGCCCGGAUCGGGAAGUGUCAAAGUGGGAGCCGGGAGCCCCCGCCUUCGCCGCCGCUGCUGCUGAACCCGGACCCUCAUCCCGGCCGGGCCCUACCGCCAUGACGAACGUGUACUCCUUGGACGGGAUUCUGGUGUUUGGUUUGCUCUUUGUUUGCACCUGUGCCUACUUCAAGAAAGUACCUCGUCUCAAAACCUGGCUGCUCUCAGAGAAGAAGGGAGUUUGGGGUGUGUUUUACAAAGCUGCUGUGAUUGGGACCCGACUGCAUGCUGCUGUUGCAAUUGCCUGCAUUGUAAUGGCCUUUUACGUCCUGUUUAUCAAAUGAAUUCUCAAGUAUCCCACUCAUGAACUGCCAACCAAGGGGAUAAAGAUGAAGAACUUGCCGGAAACCUGGACCCAGUGUAGGAGAGUUCAGCUAGAAUCACCAGUGUCCCUAAGAUGACACCGCAGCUUCUGUCUGCCAUAUGUGGGGGAACUCAUGGUCACGAACAUUAUUUUUGCUCCAGGGGACUCCAGAAAGCCAACUUUUCUAGAUCUCUCUGUUAAUCAGCCCUCAGCAGCAAGCAUAUAUCUCCAGAUAAAUCACACCCCUUGGAUAUAUGAUUAUGUACCUUCUGCUUAAAAAACCUGGGGUUCAAUGGUAGAACAUUUGUUUAGCAUUGUCAGGGUCCUGGGUUUGAUCCCCAACACUAAAAAAAACAACCGACAACUGGUCAUCUAUCUUGCUCUUCGGUCCCUCAUCAGAACCUUUUAAAACUGAGGCUCAUCAUGGAAGGAUACAAGGAUACAGGCUGUAUUCAGACUUCCUGGAAGGGGAGACUUUUGGGGUUUUUUUUAUUUGUUUGUUUGUUUUUUAUUUUCUUUUUUUUUUUUUUGAAACUGGGUCCUUGCAUAGCCCUGGCUGUCGUCAAGCUCUCAAUGUAGACCAGGCUGGCCUCAAACUCAGAGAUCCGCCUACCUCUGUCUCCUGAGUGCUGGGAUUAAAGGUGUGUGCCAGAAGAUAAUUUUUAAGGCUUGACUUUUUUAUUGGCUAAUUUGGAUCUGGUGAAUUGGGGAGGGAGGGUGGGACUGGGUGAGAAAUAGGAGUUAUGAAAGGCCAGGAAAUGGUUUGAAAUGUGUUUUUUCUAUGAUCAUCUAGGAGCUGAAGAGAGCAGGAAUUUCAGUGUAAAGAGCACAGAUUGCCAUGUGCUUGUAGCUUGAGGGUUUUCCCAAGAGAAUCUGAGCGUAUGUGCAAUCCAGGGCUCUAGAGUUGGAGACGAGAAGCAGUGACCUGAGACCAGGAGCAUUCGCUGCUUACCAGUGUCCCCAAAGAUGACUCCACUUGACCAACUGAUAGCAGAAAGUCAACCAACUCUUGCUAUUUCCUAAAGUUUUUGAAAUUGCAUAGUGCUAAGUACUGUUACUCAGUUUUAAAUACCAAUGCCAGGGGAGGGAACUAUUGAAUGAAUAAUUAAUAUAUUUGGAAUUCUGGUAGAAGAGAUAAGUAAAUUAGUAUAACAAUCCAUAUACUAGUAAAUUCAUUUAGUAUAAGAAUUUACUGUAAUGAAAGCAUAUAUAGCUGGGAAUUCUGUCAUGUUAUAAAAGACGCAAGCUUGUUCUUUAGUCUGGGUUACAGCGGUGUUUAGUUGUUCCCUGCCAGCUCUCAGUUUUCUUCAUAGUGCAGUGUUCCACUGUUGUCUUUACUAUAAGACCAUGAGAAAUUGAGAUGAGAGGGGUCCCGAUAUUAACAUAUUGGACAGCUCAUAGAGUCCAUUAAUAAAACGAGUAAAGGAAAACAGAGCUUUCCAGCUGAGUAUUCAGGGCUUUUCCUGGGUGUGGAUUCCUGAGCAGAUGAUCUUAGAUGACUAAACAUUUGAAGUGAAGACUUCUCCACCCCUUCCUCCUUAUGCCUGCAAAAGAAUCAGCUGUUAGCUGUAAAGUCGACAACACUCUUAAAGUAGGUCUAAUAUUAAUGCUAAUGCUAAUACAGCAGGAUAUACACAGGCGGUCCAGUUGAACUGUCCAUGGUAGAGCCUGAGGACCAGCGCUGGUCUGCAUACGCUACAGGACAAGGCUGCUGGGAAGCUUAGGUUCCGAAGCCUCUGAGUGCUGUGAUUGUAGCAGUAGAAAGCACUGCAUUCGUGAGCAUCUCUCUCCAAGAACUCGUCCACGGGGCGGAUUGCAACCAUUGCUGUUUCCGUGGUCAUUCCUGAGGAUUGUUCACAGGGGAGAGACGAAAUCUGGAGAGAUAGAGCCCGAGUGUGAGUUGGGUGUCCCGUGGGAGGCAGGUUCAGCACUAGUUACUUUGGUUUUGGUGACCUAUUGUCACCAGUAGGGCUGAUGUCUCCAGCUGUGGUCUGUAGAGCAGCUUCAUUUCUUAGACAGCUUUUCAUUCUGAGUCUCCUCAUGGGUCCUCUUGGCCUAAAUGCCUGAGUUGGUAGAUUUUAAGAUGUUUUCUCACCAGAAUUCCAAAAAGUACAUGAAGAAGCAAAUAGCCUGUUUUACUUCUUAACUCUUGACUUUAUGUAAGCAGCUACAUAGGAACCCGCUGUACUUAUUAUGUAGACUGAUGGCUCUCAAAAACUGACAAAUUGUUCCUCUAGGGGCAGUCCUCUAGGGGUGGAGGUGUGAGGGUAGCAAUAUUGCCUCAGAUUCAGGUUCAUUACCACGAACCCUGUGCACCAGGAUCAAAUGAAAUCAGCUCCUUUUUAUAGUUGAAAUACCAUUUUUUAUUCACCAUUGUUGGCAUAGUCCUUGAAAAUAAACCUUUUUUCCCUGUGA
Alexandromys fortis (reed vole) is the source of this 2811-nucleotide messenger RNA. It is a transcript of the gene Tmem167b, whose product is annotated as transmembrane protein 167B. NCBI's taxonomy places the organism in Eukaryota, Metazoa, Chordata, Mammalia, Rodentia, Cricetidae. The record is from RefSeq and is a predicted model, not a curated record. The coding region runs from base 152 to 376 and encodes 74 amino acids. The transcript is spliced from 3 exons.